AUGGGCCCCGGGGAGGAGAAACUGAGGAAGGGGAGGAAGUACGUGCUGCGGAAGGAGGAGAAGUGCGUGGGAGAGAGUCUACGUGUGCCUGCGGGUGGCCGGUGUAGCUGCGCCCGUGACUCACAGCAGUGGCCUCUGAGAGUGACGGCGACUGACAAACAGGUGAGCCUACGACACAAUCCCUCCCUCCCGGGAUCCGUGACUCACCGCGCCUCCCUCUACGCUCAUCCCUCCACUCCCUCCCUGACCCGCGCCGGCCGGGGGCGCCCGGCACACGCCGCAGCUCCCGCAGCCUCCCCGAGGGGGGAGCCCGAGGAGGAAGGCGACAAAUGUCACCUGCUCCGGCUACGCGAGGAACUUCUGAAAAGUUCUCAGGGGUUACCGCGGCGGGCGGGGGAGGGGAGCAGAAAACCUGCGACUCCCGCCGGCCGGGCCCCCGGCCCCCGACUCCGGCCGCGGCACGCCGUCAGAGCCGGGCAGCUCCAGCCCCCGCGCCCGCUCAGGGUGCCGGGGAGUGAACCGCAGGAGGCAGGAGCGGCAGUGCCACUCGCGCUGAAUGCCCCCUCCCCAAAGUCCCGUCCUGCCGGGCCCGAAGCCCCUCGGCGCUCACCUGCAAUCCGGACGCUCGCGGAGGACAACGACGCGACCCGCGUCCCGGCCGGGGACCACCCCGCGCCGCGACUCUGUGCGCUCAGCCAAGCAGCCGUCGGUCUAGCCGCCCCUCGCUCUGCGCGUCCGGCAGCGGCAGCGGCGGCGGGAGACUGGCUGCGCCCAGCCCCGCCCGCCGCUCCGCCCUCCUCGUCAGUGGAAAACUCCGGGGCUCACUGCGCUGACGCACGCCGGGCCUCCAGCCAGGCCGCCCAGCAGCCCCGCCCCGGAGGCGCCGCCUCCUCCCCCGCCUGGAGCCUGGCGCAGCGGCCUGGGGGCCUCCCUGCGGACUCUGACCCCGCGACUGCGCCUCCGCCGCUCUCCGCCCCCAGCCCUCUCCCGCCAGCGCCCUCCCCGCCCCGCUUCCAGCACCGUCCCUAAAGGCGCGGACGACUCGAGCCGGCAGAGCCGAGCGUUGAGAUCCCCACCUCGCCCCACCGCCCCAGUUUACAGAUGGGUAGACUGAGCACCUCGUAACUCUGCAAGGCCACAGGCUAGACAGUGGCAGAGCCGACAUCUCCUGUACGCUCUCCACCCCCACCCCUCUAGAGGGAGUUUAUUUUAUUCCAAUCUAAAAGUUCCCUCCUCCGCCCCCAACCUACCACCCACCCCCAGAUCCGCCGGAAAAGUAAACUGUGGCUGGAGAGGAAUCUGGGGUGUGUGGGGAGCGGGGAGACAGGGAGCGGGAAGGAUGGAUGUAAUCAGUGGGCCUGAACUGACCCUUCCCUGCAAAGUUCCAAACUAGGGGUUCUUAGAACUAGCUUCCCCACUCCCACCUCAACCUUCCCUUAAAAAAAUAAAAAGGCUAGUUUCUUCCGGGCCAGAUCUUGGCCAUUUAAAAUGGCCCACUGCCUUCUCUGCUCCCGCCAAGGCCUUUCCUGACUCGGGGCCAACCCUUCCGGUACGACAUGCCCCAGCAACAAGUCCUGGCCUGGGAGCCCACCCUCAGCCCCACUUCCCAACCGCAGGUACGAGUCUACUCAUCACCUCGAGCGUUUCCACCCUCACGCUUUUACUGCAGCCGGUCUUCUCGACUGGAAUGCUCUCCUGCCGUCUCUUUGCUUACCAGAAUCCCAAUGCCUUUAAGGGCUCAGCUUGCACUGCCUCCUCCAGGGAGCCUUCGUGGGAGCCUGACCCUCCCCCUCCCGGUCCUGCUCCCGCUGCAUUCUGGGUUCUUCUGACUGUCCUAGAUGAAUGCUGUCAGCCACUAGCCCAGCCCUCAGGAUUCCAUUCUACCUUCCUCCAGGUUGGGGGUGGGGGUGACCUCCUGGCCUGCUUGGAUGGCAUCUGCGGUGGAGUUGAUGCUUUUCAAUCUGUAAAAUGGAGGCAUUGGACAAGAGAACCCUCACCAGCUUCAACAUUCCUUGACUCAGUUUCUAGAAGAUGCUGCCUGCUUAUCACGGAACUGGGCAGAGUUGGGCACUAGUCUCUCAUGCUGCCUACGUUUGCAUCCUGUUGGGUUGUAUGUUGGGGAAACCAGACGAGUCAGAAAUCAGGGUAGGGAGUUUGCUGGUGAGGGCUGGAGUGGCGCUUAGAGUGGGGAGCCCAGUGGAAGAGAAAGAGAGAACAAGGGAAAAUACAGGAGAAUAAAAAGAAUCAAGUGACGUGUGUUCUCCAGAAAAGCAUCUCCCCAUCCUGGGAUGGACUCACCAGAUGUUCCCCAGAUGUUGCUGAUGAUGGGAAACAUCUCCCUCUGGGAUCCCAAGUAAACUCUUCUUAUUCAUGGGGAAAAGAAAGGUCUGUUCCAAAGCAUUAAGGGUGGGGUCUGGAGCAGCAUCCAUCUGUGACUAUGGCACAUAUAUAGGCAGAAACACACCCACAUAUCCUCAAGGAAUUUCUGAAUACUUGGAAGAGUCCUAAGUUUCUCCAACAUUCAGCAUCCAUGAACCACCAAUUUUAGGUAAAUAAAAAUUAUCACAAGUUUUAAAUAAAAUUUUUUAAAAUUAAAAA
Messenger RNA from Pongo pygmaeus (Bornean orangutan), 2598 nucleotides. RefSeq names its product skin secretory protein xP2-like. Bases 1 to 1029 code for a protein of 342 amino acids. The transcript is spliced from 3 exons. The record is from RefSeq and is a predicted model, not a curated record. Lineage: Eukaryota; Metazoa; Chordata; Mammalia; Primates; Hominidae.